Messenger RNA from Pelodiscus sinensis (Chinese soft-shelled turtle), 939 nucleotides. Its product is annotated as olfactory receptor 10C1-like. Gene Ontology annotation, molecular function: olfactory receptor activity; G protein-coupled receptor activity. The record is from RefSeq and is a predicted model, not a curated record. Lineage: Eukaryota; Metazoa; Chordata; Testudines; Trionychidae. Gene Ontology annotation, cellular component: membrane. Gene Ontology annotation, biological process: G protein-coupled receptor signaling pathway.
AUGUACAAGGUGCUGUGGGAGAGAAUGAGGAACAAGACCUCCGUGACUGAGUUCAUCAUCUUGGGCUUCUCCAGCCACCGCGAUGGGAAUCUCAUUUUGUUUGUGGUCUUUUUAUGCCUCUACAUCAUGACUGUGCUGGGCAACCUCCUCCUUCUCGUCGCCAUCAGCGUUGACCCAGCCCUCCACACCCCCAUGUAUUUUUUCCUCGGGAACCUGUCCUUCCUGGAGAUGUGCUACACCUCCGUCACCCUGCCCAAAGUGCUGGCCGACCUCCUCUCCACGCGCAGAACCAUCUCCUUUCUGGGUUGUGCCCUACAGCUGGCUUUCUUUCUGUUCUUCGCUGGAUCCGAGUGCUUCCUCCUGGUGUCGAUGGCCUACGACCGCUACUGCGCCAUCUGCAACCCUCUGCGCUACAUGACCAUCAUGAACAAAAGGGUUUGCCUUCAGCUGUCAGGAGGCUCGUGGGUGUGCGGCACUCUGGUGGCUCUGGAGCACACCAUCUUCGUCUUUACCCUCCCUUUCUGCGGCUCCAACGUGAUCGACCACUUCUUCUGUGAGAUCCAGCCACUGUUGCUCGACACCUACUGGAAUGAGAUUCAGAUUGUGGUGGGAGCAGCUAUCAUCCUCCUGCUGCCAUUGCUGCUGAUCCUGGUGUCCUACCUCUACAUCAUCUCCACCAUCCUGAAGAUUCGGUCCACCACGGGCCGGCGCCGGGCCUUCUCCACCUGCUCCUCACACCUCAUCGUGGUGACCUUGUUCUACGGGAUGGCCAUGGUCAUGUAUCUUCGCCCCAAGGCCAGCUUCUCCCCAGAUGUCAACAAGUUGCUUUCUCUCUUCUACUCCGUGGUGACUCCAAUCCUGAACCCCAUUGUCUACAGCCUCAGAAACAGGGAGGUGAAAGACGCCUUAAGGAAAACAGGGAUGAAGCUAUUCAGUUAG